AUGAAGGCAUCUCUUAUUUCUGUUGGUGAUUAUCUACCCGUUUCCUUUCCUUUCUGUCUUUUUCUUUUUCUUUUGCUUCUUCUCCGCACUUCUCGCAGGGGAAUUUUUUUUCUUGUACGCUUCCCUCCUCACCAUAAGAGUCUGAAGGAAAUAAUCAUGACAGCCAAGCCUGCAUCACAAUGCAAGGAAGGUAAGGAGGGUCGUGUACAGGAUCGUUGUGCUGACGGUGACGAAGGCCUCGUUACGUUGUUAAUCCAAACGCUGAAAAUUUUGAUACCGACGGAUAUUAGUGGAAUUCUCAUGAUGGCGUCUCAAACGAUUACGCUGAUGUUCGUCGGAAACCAUCUUGGGGAAAAGGGGAUGUCUGAGUACAGUGCUGGGCUUCUCGUCUUCAAUGUCCUUGCCAUGUCCAUCGUUUGUGGGUUGGGCGCUGCAAUCGAUACUAUUAGCUCACAGGCCUAUGGUCACGACCCACAUUCCCCUCUGAUUGGCGAAACGCUACAAAGAGCUCUCGUUAUUGAUCUUGUCUUAUGGGCUUUAAUGAGUAUCUUCUUCAUCACAAGCAAACCUUUCAUGGUGUUUUCGUUCGGUGAAGGUCUCGGCGAGGGAGGUGCUCUGUUUCUCGCACACUGUCCGCUCUACUUACUAGCGCAGAUCGUAAGCGGUGUUGUUAGCAAAACAUUACUUGCACAGCGGCAGCCGUCUCUUGUCGCCUUGGCUAACUUCGUGUCAGCUGUGGCUUCUCCUUUCAUUAACUAUUAUCUAACACCAUUGGGGGUUCAUGGCGCGGCUUGGGCCCUUGGCUGCACAGUGAGUGUAUGUGCUAUCGCCGUCUCGCUGAUCGCUGCGUUUCACCCCGCUGUCGUAAUCUUUGACGCCCCGUGGCCGUCUCCCGCACUUCUGAGGAAAGAUGAAUGGAUAACUUUCCUUAGAGUGGGACUACCGUCGCUAGUGGCUGUAUGUGCUGAGUGGUGGGCAUUCGAGCUGCAAGCGUGUUUUGCAGUUACCAUAUCACCUCUCGCACUGGCGGUUGUUGGCGUCUUUAUGAACAUAUUAUCUUUGUUGUUCGCUCUGUCCCUUGGAAUAAGCGUUUCUGCAAGUGUCAUAGUAGGAAAUGCGUUGGGGUCCGGGCGAUACAAGUUUUCUAAGCGUUAUGCUAAAUUUAUAAUCAUUUGUGAUAUUGUAUUAGGUGUAGCAACGGCUGCUGCCCUUGUUUACAAUGGGGCAUUUGUCGCACGUCUCUACACUAACGUUCCCAGUGUGGCGAAGGCUGUUGAAUCGACAAUGCCACUUGUUGCCUUAACUCACAUGGCAGAUUCGCUGCAGCUCUGCUUGCAGGGAAUUUUCCGAGGUGCUGGUCAACCCAAGCAAGCGGCUCAAGGUGUGCUUCUCACUUUAUGGUUUGUGGGCAUCCCCUCUAUUGCCUUGUAUGUUCUUGUCUUCAAAUGGGGUGUGAAGGGCGUAAUCGGGGGUUUACUAACCGGUAUGGUGUUUGAAGUGAUUUUGCUUUAUUGUCUGAUGAGCCGCUGGGAUUGGAAGAAACUCGCACAAAAAGCUCUUGAGUUGACAGAAGGUGAGGAAAAGGCCCUGCUUUCCACUAACUGA
Trypanosoma brucei brucei TREU927 is the source of this 1605-nucleotide messenger RNA. RefSeq names its product membrane transporter protein, putative. Gene Ontology annotation, biological process: transmembrane transport. The transcript has a single exon. Gene Ontology annotation, cellular component: membrane. The record is from RefSeq and is a predicted model, not a curated record. The coding region runs from base 1 to 1605 and encodes 534 amino acids. Lineage: Eukaryota; Euglenozoa; Kinetoplastea; Trypanosomatida; Trypanosomatidae. Gene Ontology annotation, molecular function: xenobiotic transmembrane transporter activity; antiporter activity.